UGUAUUAUUAUUGUUGUGUUAUAAUACUGUGGUUAUCAACAGAUUUUCCAAAUUGGAAACAGAGAGGAAAAUUAGGGAGACAUUUUAAAGAGAUGAAAUAAAGAAGUGUGAGUUUCUCAUGUGACAAUUAAGUGUUGAGACCUCGUGACACCAUGACUUCCAUCCUCAUCCUCAGGUCGUGGUGUGCGUGGGGGGGGGGGUGGUACUCUGUCAUCAGCAUCCUCAGCCAAUGGAGGAACCAGCGGAGGAGACUCUUUAAAAGCCGUGUCCCCGGAGCUGAGUGCACCAGACCCGGGCUGAGCUCCACGGCUCCACGGCUCCAUCCUCCCGGACGCGCACAAGCGUCUGUGGACCUCCUCCUCCUCCUCCUCCUCUUCCUCCUCCUCCUCCUCUUCCUCCUCCUCCUCCUCCGGAGAGAGAGUGAGUCAGUUCCCGGUUCCGGACGCUUUACCUCCUUUCCUUUUCUUUUUUCUUUUUGUAUUGCAUCUUCUCGAGGACGUCGGGAUGAUUUGAUCCUCGGGUGAGGAGACGUCGCCGUCGUUACGCGGAGCGCAGUGCGGGAAUUAAACAAAACACAGUCAUGACGUGAGUGUUGCAGCAGCAGUUUUUCCCAAUGAUUGAGACGAGCACAGCGAUCAUGUUGGACAGGACUGAACCGGCGCACUGCACCGUGUGCUGCUGCACGCUGGCCAACAAAAUCCUCAUGGUGCUCUUCAUGGUGCUACUGGUCUUCGCCAUCUUGUUCGGGAACUUGGUGACUCUGGCAGUGGUCGUGGGGACCAAACACUUCCACACGCCACAGGGAUACCUGAAGGCGUCCCUCGCCGUGGCUGAUCUGGCGGUGGGGAUAUUCGUGGUGCCGCUGUCUGUCUACGCCGAGGUCUAUCUCAUGGUGACCGACUCUGCGCCGGAGUGGACUUCGUACAACUCGCAGUUGGUGAGUUUCCACCCGUGCAACGUCAUCGGCCCCAUCUUCGCCGGCUGCACCUUGGUGUCCAUCACCACGAUCUUCCUGCUGACGAUCGAGCGGAGCAUCGCCGUUCUGAAGCCGCUGCACAAGGGCUCUGUGAUCACCCGCAAGAGAACCACCAUCCUCAUCGUCCUCUCCUGGGUGGGGAGCUUCUUCCUGGCCGUGUGUCCGAUGGUUUUCAGCAGCGAGAUCGCGCUGGAGUACAACUCCUGCAGCCGCAUGUGCAACUACGCGCUGGGGGUCAUCGGCGAGUUCCCCAGCCAGGCCUGGAACAUCCUACUGCUGUUCCCCGCCUUUGACUUCACCCUCCUCGGCGGCACUGUGGUGAUAAACAUGGUCUCUCUGUCCAGCAUCCGGCAGCACUCAAAGCGCAGGAAACGCCUGGCCGGGCGCGAGUGCCAGAACACCACCAAUCCCACCUUCUCCGACAUCAAGGCGGCCAAGACGAUUGGGACUCUAACGGUGGCGUUCACGGCGUCGUUCACCCCCAUCGCCGUCUUCGUCGUGGGAAAUGUUUUGGGCAACAAAUGGUGCAACUUCUCCUUCUUCGCCUUCUGGAUUCUGGCCAGCAACAGUUGCUGGAAUGUCAUCAUUUACAGCGUGAGGGAUCAGAAAUUCAGACUUCGUGCACACAAGCUCCUCUUGCCUUUCCAGAGAGAGAACUCGACCAAAAGCUAAAACAAAAAUCAGGGACGUGCGCCGACAUGCCGACCUGAGCAGGGCGGCAUCAUUUAGACGUUCAGCAAACAUUGUGAGUCUAGUUCAGGGAUGUGUCUGCAUGUCUUUAGAUCACUGUUGUGAAAUGUUCUUACAUCAUUUUCAAAAAAGCAUGAUAAGUUUUGACGUCAACGUCAACUGUGGCUGAUGGAAUGUCCUUCAUUGUGGCCGUUUGUUGCAGUCUGUGGAUGGUUGUCUACCUGCCCGUCAACUGUCAAUUAAAAAACCUGGUCAAAAACAUCAGCAGUUUUCUUUGCUCCUCUGUGACAGUAAACUGAAUAUCUUUGUUGUGUGGGAGAAACUAAAACAUCAUCUUGGGGUUUUGGAAACACGAUUGACAUUUUUUUUUUUUACAAUUUUGUGACAUUUUAUGGACCAAACAACUAAUCAACUUAUCGAGAAAAUAAUCAACAGAUUAAUGGAUUAUGCAAAUAAACGUUAGGUGCAGCCCUGCUCUCCAUCCGGGUGUGCGUGAUCGGACUUGUGCGUCGGUAAACAAAUCUGCAAACGCCUGUAUAGAUCUGUGAAUAUGUAAAUGCGUGCAUACAUAUAAAUGGCUGAAAGUGUCAUUCGCGGCCUCGCGAUUAACUGCCGAUGUGCACGUGAUUUUUGCGACGCACCUGCCGUGACACAUCCGCAAACGCUACUCACCGUGCUUCAUU
Scophthalmus maximus (turbot) is the source of this 2349-nucleotide messenger RNA. Its product is annotated as olfactory receptor 4D9. NCBI's taxonomy places the organism in Eukaryota, Metazoa, Chordata, Actinopteri, Pleuronectiformes, Scophthalmidae. Gene Ontology annotation, biological process: chemical synaptic transmission; G protein-coupled receptor signaling pathway, coupled to cyclic nucleotide second messenger. The transcript is spliced from 2 exons. Gene Ontology annotation, molecular function: G protein-coupled serotonin receptor activity; neurotransmitter receptor activity. Gene Ontology annotation, cellular component: membrane; dendrite. Bases 614 to 1648 code for a protein of 344 amino acids. The record is from RefSeq and is a predicted model, not a curated record.